Molecule: messenger RNA, 1578 nt
Organism: Miscanthus lutarioriparius
Lineage: Eukaryota; Viridiplantae; Streptophyta; Magnoliopsida; Poales; Poaceae
Source: the annotation of a GenBank genome assembly
AUGGUGGUGGCCGUGCAGCUGGCCGCGCUCCUGGCGCUGCUGCUCGCGCUGUGGCGUCUAGCGUGGCGGCCGCACGCCGUGGCGCGGUCGUUCGCGAGGCAGGGCGUCCGGGGCCCGCCCUACACGUUCCUGGCAGGGUCCUUGCCGGAGGCGAAGAGGCUGCUGAUGGCCGGCCGGAGAGGCGUGGCGCCCCUGGACGCCGCCUGCCACGACAUCAUGCCCGUCCUCCUGCCGCAGUUCCACAGAUGGGUCGCAGACUAUGGGAGAACGUUUCUGUUCUGGAUCGGGCCGAUUCCCGCUCUCUUCUCUACGGAUCUACAGCUGAUUAAGCAAGUGCUGACAGACAGGACGGGCCUGUAUCAGAAGGACUUCAUGAUCCCCGUGCUCAAAUUCCUCUUCGGCAACGGUGUCAUACUGAUAAACGGAGACGAUUGGAAGCGGCACCGCAAAGUGGUCCUCCCCGCGUUCAACCAUGAGACGAUCAAGAGCAUGUCGGCGGUGACGGCAGAGGUAACCAAGCAAAUGAUGCAGCAAUGGCGCGAGCAGAUUCACCAAAGCGGCGACAAGGAAUCAGCGGAGAUAGACAUGAUCCACGCCUUCAACGACCUGACCGCCAAGGUCAACGGCCGCGUCGCCUUCGGCACGAGCCACUGGGAGGUCGAUGAGGUCAUCGUCUUGAUGCGAGAGAUGCAGAAGCUUGCCACUGCGGCCAUGCUGGAUGCUCCAAUACUCUGGUAUGUUACACUGGUGCUAGUAUUCUGUAUUCGCAUAUGCAUGCAGCACCAACAACCGAGCGCGGCUGGCCGCCGACGGAGCCAAGUGUGGUGGGCGCGGCGGCGGGGGCGCCGGCAGGGCGACCUAUUCGGGCUGCUGCUAGAAGCGUGGACACCGCAGCAGCAGCAGCAUGGCAACAACGGAGAGACGCUGACAACCGACGAGGUGAUCGACGAGUGCAAGACCUUCUUCGCCGCGGGGCAGGAAACCACGGCCACCCUCCUCGUCUGGGCCAUGUUCCUUCUCGCCGUGCACCCGGAGUGGCAGCACAAAGUCAGGGAGGAGGUCUUCAGGGAAUUCUGCUGCACCAGCGACGGCGAUGGCGACGGCGAGGUCCCCCACGCCGAUGUUCUCGCCAAGCUCAAGCUGGUACUUAUACAUGGUGUUGCUGGAGACAUCGCGCCUCUACCCCCGAUCGUGUACAUACAGCGGAGAGCUGCCUCGGACGCCGUCCUUGGAGACAUCAAGGUGCCCCAGGGCACAGUCAUUUCGAUCCCCAUCGCCAUGCUGCACCGGGACAAGCAGGUCUGGGGCGCCGACGCCGAUGAGUUCAACCCCAUGAGGUUCGAGCACGGCCUCACAAAGGCAGCCAAGGAUCCCAAGGCGCUGCUGGCUUUCUCCCUGGGCCUGAGAGUGUGCACUGGACAGAGCUUCGGCAUCGUAGAAGUACAGGUUGUCAUGGCGAUGAUCCUCAGGAGGUUCUCCUUCUCCCUCUCCCCAGAGUAUGUUCACAAGCCCAAGUAUCUCCUGUCCUUGACACCCAAGCUUGGGAUGCCUCUCAUCGUCAGGAAUGUGGAUGGCUAA